AUGGUUGACCAACCAAACGUGACAAGAGCCGCAACCGCCGCAGCGAAGAAGUUGAAAUCCUCUUUGAGUGGUCAAGACGCGACUGAAGUACAUAGGUCGUUAGUACCGUUGCCGGUAGUCAGCGAGGAAGGUACAGCAGGUGAGUGGAGCGAAGUACCAUCAGACCUUUCGAGUUUAACUCAGGAUGAUUGGGAACCAGAACCGAACAACUAUAAAGAUACGGUUCCGGGAGACGUACCCGUUGAAAUCCGUGAGGAUCCUUUAGUGUUUGAUGAUGAGGAAGAUAACACGAGUGGAAAGGACAAGCAAGAUGCUGCUGAACCAGACUUCAUAGAGUUCAUGAAAGCCGUUCCAGAUGUUGGAAAGACUCCAAUCGAUCCGAUAUCAGUAUUGUUGGAGCAAGCUUUGGCCGCCCAAGUAUUGGGAAAUACAGUUAUGGCAAAUGUUUUUCUAAAAGCUAUUCGCGAAUUGGAUCCUAAGAAGCAACAGAAACAAUCGACCAAUGAUAAUCAUUCGUCUCAGGAGUCGAAGAAGAGAGCUAGAUCGGGUUAUAAAGGGUCCCAUUGGGUUGACGGUUAUAAUGAAAGGCGAUCAAACUCGAAUCCUCCGGCUAGCGGUUCAGGCUCGAACAAUUCCAACAAGUAA
This is a messenger RNA of Puccinia triticina, 645 nucleotides long. RefSeq lists its product as uncharacterized. The record is from RefSeq and is a predicted model, not a curated record. The transcript is spliced from 4 exons. Bases 1 to 645 code for a protein of 214 amino acids. Lineage: Eukaryota; Fungi; Basidiomycota; Pucciniomycetes; Pucciniales; Pucciniaceae.